Molecule: messenger RNA, 1413 nt
Organism: Daldinia loculata
Lineage: Eukaryota; Fungi; Ascomycota; Sordariomycetes; Xylariales; Hypoxylaceae
Exons: 3
Coding region: 1-1413 (470 amino acids)
Cellular component (GO): nucleus
Source: RefSeq, a predicted model, not a curated record
AUGACAGGCACGUCGCCGUUUACCGGUGCUCAUCAAUCGCCCUCAUUCCACUCCAACUCAUACAUUCCUAAAAUGGAGGCCGAGUAUCUGCGCAACUUCAUAUGUUGCGACUUGAAAUUGGACACGAUGCACGAUCUGCUUCGCCACUAUGAGACGGUCCACACGGGCCAGAAUGCCCAGCCGAACCGGAAUGGGUCCGGUAUCCCGAUGCCCCAUAGGCUUUCGGUUAGCAGCCGACAGUCUAUGUCGAUGGGAGCUGGACGACAUGAUUCGCAAGGCUUUCAACAUCAGUCGCAGAUGGGAUCGAGUCAAAGGUUCGGAAAUAUAGGGAGCAGCAACCUCAGCCCCGGAAUGGGUUUCGGUGGAAUCCAGAUGGGAAGACAGUCUUCGGCCAUGGACUCCAACGUCCAGAAGCGAACACAGCAGCUGGACCGAAUGCAAUCCAACGACGAGAUGGAUGCUGUUGGCGACAUGGAAAUGGAUGACACUGUCGGUAUGAUGGAGAUGGACGAUAACCAACGAACUAUCCAACAGACCCGACAAAUGUUCGGGCAGCAACAAAGGCCUCAACUACAAUUGACCACCCCGGGGCUACAGCACCAGGCUCUCCGAACGUCGCAGCCGUCCACACCCGGUGCUAAUAACUUUGGCUUCCAGAACAAUCCUACAGUCUCGUCAGUCAACACGCCUACCUUGACAACGCAGCAAGCCGCAUUAGGGCAACAAAUGAGUGGAAACAAGGAUGGGAUGGGGGAUAUGGACUUCUCUUCGCUCAAUAGCCUAAACCUCAACAACAUAGGGGAUUUUAAUAGUUCUAGUCUCUCCGAAUUUUUCAUCGACGACCCGGCCAAGAGGCUCUACAGCCCGAACGGUGGACCGGCAAGCCAGAGAGCGUUGCAGCAGCAGAUGGCUCAAUUUGGACUCGACGCAAGUCAGUUUGGAAACAUCACGGAUCCCAACCAUUUGGCAGCGCUGCAACGUGCGAUCGCGAACCCUGGUUCCUUGGUAAUACCGCCGGAGGAGGACAAACCCUUCAAGUGUCCAGUUAUUGGAUGCGAGAAAGCUUACAAGAAUCAGAACGGCUUGAAGUACCACAAACAACAUGGUCAUCAAAAUCAACAGCUCCAUGAGAACGGAGACGGUUCUUUCUCCAUCGUAAAUCCUGAGACAUCUGCGCCUUAUCCGGGCGAGACGGGUAUGGAGAAGGAGAAGCCACACAAGUGCGAAUAUUGUCACAAGCGCUACAAGAACUUGAACGGUCUUAAAUACCAUAAGCAACAUUCGUCUGCCUGCGAGAUCCAAGCCCAAGCGGCUAACAUCCGCGCCAACCUUGCAGCCAACAGCCAGAUGUCCUUUAACAUGGGCAACAUCAGCCACGGACUUCCCGGAAUUGGUGAAGAGAUGCAGUUAUAG